CUACGGAUUCGACUUUUUAUUAGCACCACGCAAUUUAACCGAUUGUACACUGCCAACAAAGAUCACACCUAAAAGACACGACCGAGCUACAAAACAACGUAAAGUCUCAGCGGCGUUGUUGACGGUGCUAAAGUGUGGACCCUCGCCUGAAAAUUUGCAUUGAAGCCAAUCUUAGGUGUGCGCCGUUGUCUAUUUAAGUGUACACCCCGGGCCAAUCCGGCUAUCGGCAAGGAAGUUCUGUGGCAGUACUCUUGUGCUGCAUCUAACACAGCGCAAAAUGCAUCUUGGUGCCCAGAAGCUAGCACUGAAGCAAAAAGAAGCAAAGUUGGCAGCCGCUUUUCCCAAGGGAAUACGGUGUCAAAAAUGUCUUGAAUUCGGCCACUGGAGCUACGAGUGCAAGGGCAAACGCAAGUAUCUGCACCGGUCAUCGCGAACGCAAGUGUUGAAAAGUAACUUGACUAAACUUCGCGCAAAAAAUGGCGAGAGCAACGAAAGUCAAUCGGAUCCGGCGGUGAAGAAGAAAACCGAUGAGGACAAGAACCAUUCCAGUGCGAACUCCGGUUCCUCAAGCAGUAGCGAUAGCAGCAGAAGUAGCAGCAGCAGCAGCAGCAGCAGCAGCAGCAGCAGUAGUAGCAGUAGCAAUGAUAGCGACAGCAGCGAUAGCGACUCAAGUAGCAGCACCAGCAGCAGCUCUUCGAGCACUAGCAGCUCAAGCGGAAGCUCUAGCAGCAGUAGUGCAGGUUCUUCCGAGGACGAAGCAAAAGUAAGCAAAAGAAAGAACCUGGUAAGCGAGAAAGAUAAGGCUCUUAACGGACAGGAAGUAAAUAUCGGAAGCUUGACGAAAACAAAACAUGGAAAACCGAAAGACAGAAAAGGUAACAGAAAAGGUGGUGGCAAUAACGUAAGUGACCGUUCCGAGAGCGGCACGGAAGGACCCUCACAAUCUAAUGACGAACGGAAGAAAAGAAAGCGUCGCAAAGAAGGUGACUAAGGGCUGAGUUCAGAAUCUUGCCGACCCUACUUCAUGCAUCGCUAACCAUCGCUUUCGCCAAUCGCGGGUGUUCUACACGGAAGUUCCACACAACCUUAGGCCCUUCCCGCAACUAACUUACGCCCAUCAGCGAAGGUCUCUUUAUGCCCCCUAUCGGAAAAGAAGAAGCAAGCACACAUUUAUUCGUAAAAGUAAUCGUCUAACUUGUACAUAUUGAUAAUGAGAAAAGUGAAACGCGCAAAAUAAUCAGAAAACGUAAAUAAACCAUACAU
This is a messenger RNA of Anopheles cruzii, 1263 nucleotides long. Its product is annotated as zinc finger CCHC domain-containing protein 10. NCBI's taxonomy places the organism in Eukaryota, Metazoa, Arthropoda, Insecta, Diptera, Culicidae. The transcript has 4 exons. Bases 278 to 991 code for a protein of 237 amino acids. Gene Ontology annotation, molecular function: zinc ion binding; nucleic acid binding. The record is from RefSeq and is a predicted model, not a curated record.